Messenger RNA from Lottia gigantea (owl limpet), 1125 nucleotides. RefSeq lists its product as hypothetical. Bases 1 to 1125 code for a protein of 374 amino acids. The record is from RefSeq and is a predicted model, not a curated record. The transcript has 5 exons. Lineage: Eukaryota; Metazoa; Mollusca; Gastropoda; Lottiidae.
AUGGAUAUUUAUGAUUUAAAGACAAAGUGCAAUGGAAAAUCUAGUUGCAGUUAUAUAAGAAGUAGGAGAUGGAGAACAUGUCACAGUCGGUAUCUGUCUUUAACAAAAAGUAUAAUUCAGUAUGAUUGUGUACGAUAUUAUUCGGAAACAACAACAUCUGUAACAAUACUACCAUCAAGUGAAUCAACCAAGGUUACGGCCUUCACAGAAUCUAAUACACAAUACAGAAAAUACACUACUUCUAACCAACACUCAACAUCAAUUGGACGGAUGAAUACAAACACGCCUGUUACAAGUACAAUGUCACCUUUACAAGCACCUUCUAAUAAAUCAAAUGAUGAUGCGGUUAUUGCUGGUAGUGUUAUUGGUGUUUUGGGUGCUCUGGCUCUUAUCUUUCUACUUGGAUGUUUUGUUAUGAAAAGAAGAAAAACAGAUAAACACAAAACCACCAGGCAAGAAAGCGUAUCAAAUGUUGUUAGCCAAAAUUCAAAUGUGUUAUAUGUUGUAUCUGAAAAUGGUCCAUCAAUACCAGGGCGUGAUGAUGAUGAACCUCCAGCCUACAGUUCUGUAGAUGAUAUUCCUGACCAGAAUCAUAUUUAUAUCAAUGCUGAUUAUGAAAAGGGUCAAGAUUUAAAUCAUCAACAAACCAACUAUUACAAUCAUAUCCAUGGUACAGGUGUCAGGAAUCCGCUCCAAAACGAUAACUACAAUCAUACAGAUUCAGAAGCCCUUAAAAUAUCAGGUAGACAAGGGGAUGACUAUAACCACAUUUCUGUUUCUGGACGAAGUGAAAAUCUUCCGACCGAAAUGGACGAUGGCUACAACCACAUCCGAUCUACUGAAGGUGCUGUAAGCCACGGUACUGAUGAUAACAAUCAUAUUGGUGGUCACACUGACGGUGGUGAAGAGAAUACAGGAUAUUUGGCGGAUGAUUACAGCCACUUGGAUAAUAGUAAAAAGCAGAAUACUUCUGAAGGCGAGCAAUCUACUGGUAUGGAAAAUCGUGUGAUGCAAAGAAGCAACAAUGAGUCCGAAUCAGAGAAUGAUUACGCUAAUAUCGGUAGACAAAUAGUCAAUGAUGAUGCUAAUGAUUUUGAACCUGAUGAUACCUAUAUUUAUACUUAA